GAAACUAUGUGACUCCCUUAUAUGUUUUGCUGUGCAGAAGAAAAUGUGCCUUACACUCUGCCCUUUCAAGCCAUGCUUUAGUUCCACCACUGCAGCCCCAGGCCUUGGCCUCUGGGCAAGCCCCUCUGCAUGGCUCUCCUCCAUUUCUAAUUUAAAUAGCAGAUCAAUUCACAUGCAUAGAACUUGAUCACCUUACACACAGGUGGCCCAAACCUUCACAGGGACAAUUCCACUUGCAGACACCCCGGCUAAGACAACCCUCAAAAUCUUUAUACAAGAAGCAACUAGCUUUCUGUCUCUGUGAUGUUGGGCCUCCGUCUGUCCCUGUGUCCUGGCCCAUCCUUCCAUUUGGAAAAUUCUUUUGCCCAAAGUCACUAGCCCUGGAUCACAGACGCUAGUUCAGGCAGGCCUGGAUGUUAGCUGUCGUACAACACAAAAGAACCUGAGAGAGAUUUGACUAAAGCCAAUGGCCUCUGUAACCAGCUCCUCUGCAACUCCCCAAGCAAAGAGAAAGUGCCUAGUCAACACGAUCCCCGAACCACCAUUUGGAAGCUGUUGCUGCAGCCAGCCCUCAUGGCGUCUCUUGUGGAGGCCCUCCGUUUUAACCCUUGCAGUGUAGAGUUUUAUAUCAAGCACUCUCACUAAUGUCAUACCAGGCAUUUUACUUAUACCCGUACCACAACAAUAUUACUAACAGUGAAUAAUACAGCAUCUUUGUUCCCAACAUCACCUUGCUGGCCCCCAGCCUACCACCAACUCCACUCACCUACCAGUCCCUACUUAAGAAGAUGUCUCUGAUAGCAGCAACCCUGAAAGCACCAUUUAAAAUCCUUUUCUCCCCAUUUCUAGCCCAACAGCUUGACCCUCCCGGGGUUGGCAUGUGGGGUUGUCUCACUUGAUGGGUAGCUCUUUGACACACCACAAUAUCUUCCCCACUCAUCUCUGGCCUGGAAGUAGAGUCCUUAUUACACACAUCUGGCCCUCUCAGAUGUCCAUGGAACUUAUUAAUUUCCUGGCCCUUUGACUGGGUGCUUCAGACAAGGCUCUGUUAGUCCCAUGAUACCCUAAAAUAUCUCCUCAGCCUUUGAAACCAUGCAACUCCCUCUUCAGUGACUCUAUUACCUGGACCACUGCCCUUCUCUUUGCCUUCCCACGCUCUGCUUUAAUGCCACUAGGGCUGCUCCAGGCCUUGGCCUCUGGGCAAAUCCCCUCUCCUGCUGUCUCUCCUUCUCCAUUUGUAGUUCAAUCACAUGACAUACCCCAGCAGGGUUCGGUUCCUUUCCCUAAGCCCGAGUUGCAACCCAGGUAUCCAGCCUGGAGAGGCCAGUGGCCUGAACAGGGGAGUGGGAAUUGGAAGCUCCUGACCACAGCGUGCAAAUUCCUCUCCCUCUCAUUGUAAGGGGCGGAUCCCGCCCCCAGGGGGACUAAGGGCUUCAUGGGCCGAGGGGUGUGAGGUACAAGGCCUCCUGCCCUAACUAUAUUUGUGGGGGAGGGGAUAUAUCCCAAAAUAGAGGUGCAGCAAAGUGGCAUAAGGAAAGGGUGGGGGAUGGGCGGUCCCAGGCUGUUUGCACGGGGCCAGGUACCUGCUGCCCCGCACCCAGCCAGGCAGGGGAGGAGGCGGAGGCUGCUGGUUAGUGGCAAUAGGAACCAGCCAACCCUCGCCGGGCCGACCCCACACAAAGCCGGAUCCCCGCAGCGGCGCUGGCCCAGGGGGCUCGGCUGGCACCAGGCACAGGCGGCUACAGCCCCUGCCGAGCCGGUAGGAGGAGCCGGGGCUGCGAGGGAGGAGCCGCUCCGGCUCGGCAACACGGUGAUCCGGAGCAAGGUGCACAGGGAGCCGGGCCCAGCCGGGGGCCCGGCCAGCUCCGCCCCGGGAAUCCCGGUGCCACGGCAGCAGAGUCCCCGCCUCCAGCAGAGCAGGUGCGGCGGGCGGAAAGAGCCGUAACGCAGAGAUCCCGGGCUGGCUGCCGCCUGCCGGGGGAAGGGAGCUGGGCACCGGGGUAGGGAUGAUCCGCGCCCGGGGAGGUCCCGGCCCCUGAUGUGGCUCUGAAGCCGGAUGACAGCGCAGCCCCCUUCCUUCCCCUUCCCCGGUCUCACGGGCCCCGCGGCUCUGUCUCCCCGUAUCAUUAGCGGUCGGGCUCAGAUCCCUCCGAAUCCGGUGUGACCCAUGCGGCGAUCCGGCUCCGAUCUGGAUAUAGACCCUCCUUCUUGGUGAUCCGGCUCCCGCGGUACCCGGCUCCGUUGCGGAUUGCACACCUCUUUCCCAUCCCGGGAAUCGUGCUCCUUGACUCUACCCAUAACUGCGUCGAAUUUUGCAGCCGCUACAAGGAUUGGAGACUAUCUACCUGCUUCUAUUUGGAUUGCACAUAGUUUCCUUGCACCGCUCGAGGUUGCACAGCAGCGCUGCACGGACCCGAUUGCACAACAUCAGCACCGACACAGCUCCAGAUUGCACGUGAGUUACUUGCAGGAAUUGGGAUUGCACAGCAGCCUUUGCACAGGACCAUAUUGCACAUUAUUUACCUGCACCAAUCCGGAUUGCUCAGUAGCCUUGGGCUAAUCCAGACUGCACAAAAUCCUUUACACUAAUUAGAUUUGCACAGCAGAUCCCAACAUUGAUUGCACCAAUCCAGAUUGCACCUGCACUGAUCUGGAUUGCACAUUAAUCAUUUGCACCAAUUCAGAUUGCACAUUAUUUACCUGCACAGAUCCAGAUUGCACAGCAGCUUCUGCAGGUGUCUGUGGUGUUUGCUCACUGCCAAAACUGGUGAAAGAUGUUGCCGGGGUCUAUCCAGAUCUCUGGGGAGACUUUAUCAAGUGCUGAGAUCCGUGACAUUUGUGAGAGCCUGCGGGAGAACUCGGUGCGACUGCUGUCACUCCGGGGCUGCCAGCUUUCUGACCGGGAUUUCGAGCGCAUUUGCCGAGGGGUAGCGGAAUCUCACUCCUUGGCUCAGCUUAACCUCAACCUGGGGAUUGUGUCCAACAUCAACCGGGUCAAGCAACUGGCAGAAGCCCUGAAGACAAAUCGCUCCAUCCAAUCUCUGUUCCUCCAUGGGAGCCCCCUGACAGAUGCCGGCCUAGCUCUCCUCAAUCCAGCACUCUCCAUCCAUCCCUCUCUGGUGGCUUUGGACUUGGGAGACUGCAUGCUGGGUGACGAGGGCAUCAACUUGAUCUGUGGGCUCCUGCCUCCCGAUGGAGCCAAGUCAGGUGACCAGGUAGCAGGGAUGCUGGCUGUUGCUGUGGCCUCCAGUCGCACCCUGGAGGUUCUGGACUUGGAAGGAACAGGACUUACCAACCAUUCGGCCCAGACCUUGCUGGACAUGGUGGAGAAUUACCCAACAGCCCUGCGGACGCUGAUCCUGGCAGAGAACAGCAUCAGUCCUGAGCUGCAGCAGCAGAUCUCAGACCUGCUCUCCGAGGGUGAGGAAGAGGAGGAGAAUGAGGCUCAUGAAGUCACGGCCAGGGAGAAGAACCCCUGGAUCUGCCAGAGCAAUCCCAGCUCCCAGAUGGUCUUGGUGACGUCAGGUCUGGGCGAGAGCCUCUUAGCAGAAACAGAGAUGUGACUAGGAUACUCCUGCAGCGUCUACUAAGAAAAGCAAUGUUUGCCUGUAUGGGUGGGCCAUGUGCAAUGCGUGCAUGGAGUGUGUGUGUGUGUGUGUGUGUUCACACCACACAUGCUGGGUGAAUGUCUGUGCUGUAUGUGUGCAUACCCUGCUGUGCCCAUGCCCACGUGCCUCCAGGAGGCCUGCCCCAAUUAUGCGCUCACAUCCUUCAAGUCCCAUCCAUGCCACCUUUGGGUUCUGAGUUUUGGAUCCUGGCCUGAGUGAAUCUACAUGAGUGUCUGUGUCACAUGCUCUGUCAGCUGCUUGUGCUUAUCCACUCACUGCAUGUUUCGAUCACACAGCCUCCCCCUCCUAGCAGUACAUUCCUGACCCACGUGCUGAAGGUUGUAUUUAUUCAGAGGUAUAUAUUUGUGUAUAACAGAUGUUCUUUCUAUUGCUUGUACCGGUGUCUUGAAGAGAGUUUUAUAAAGGUCACAGACGUGGCACAGCUCAUGGCUGCAAGAGGCUCUAUCAUUCCUGCUCCCACUGACAGGGAAGGGCGUUGAAUGGGCUGGGAGAGGUUGAUUGAGCGGGUGAGCCCGUAUGUCCUGGAGCAGGUGCUGGGCAGAGUGUGUGAGCAAAGACCACAUGGCCAGACUCUACUGCUCUGUCUCCACUUCCCCAUGACCCAGCGCUGGCUAUCAGGCUGGAUGGGCUGAGAAGUUCUUGAUUCUGUCCUUGUGGGAGAGAGCCAGAUCCAGUGCAUGUAUAUAGGAGAUGCUAGAAGGCCUGUAUGUACCAUGGCUCUCUUCUGUUCCAUGAGAGCAGAGCCCUGAAAUCUCACUCAUUGCUGGUACCUUCGAAGCAUUUGCUCCCACAAGGAAUCAAAGCGGAGCCAGAUUCUGUAUAGCCCCAUCUCCUUGAAGGGGGGAAUUACAGUGAGAAAGGGCCAAAGCCCUUGCAGUAACAGGGGCCUGUCCCUCUAAUCCUGGAGCUCUUCUAACUCUAGCUCUUCUGUCAACAGCUGCAGAGCUGGCCAGUGAAAACCUAGGUGCUACAGGCAGAGGGGAGGGGGACUCAGGCAGGGGUGCGCUGCCCUUUUCACUCAAUGCCUCUGGA
Chrysemys picta bellii (western painted turtle) is the source of this 4661-nucleotide messenger RNA. The record is from RefSeq and is a predicted model, not a curated record. NCBI's taxonomy places the organism in Eukaryota, Metazoa, Chordata, Testudines, Emydidae.